AUAAUGCAUCUGAAAUGCGACGACGACCCUGUUCGACCGGGGGACGAGUUACAGAUCAAUCCCGCAGUAGGCGAGGCGGUAAUUUCGGAAAUUCAUGUUGCUUAUGAAUCGCGUUAUCUUAGCAAUAGUCGCGAAAAAAAAAGCGUACCGGAUUUCGAGAUGGUGAUUGCACUUAAACAUGAACAACUCGUAAGUGCGCGCGCGCGAAAGCUGUCGCUUCCCGACAAGCGGGCAUUGCAGGAAAUCUUGGACGAGCUCCUGGCGAGGGGUAUCAUUCGAGCUAGCGAUUCGCCGUAUGCGAGCCCGAUAGUAUUAGUAAAAAAGAAAAACGGCAGUUUGCGACUGUGUGUCGAUUAUCGCGAUAAAAUCACAAUACGCGAUAAUUUCCCGACUGAGCUCAUAGACGAGCUCAUAGAACAAUAUUGAUCUCUUAAAUGGUAAAAGAUAUUUCACGAUUUUGGACUUGAAGGAUGGAUUUCAUCACGUGAAAAUACACGAGGCAUCCGUGAAGUUUACCUCGUUUGUGACGCCUUCACAAAAUUUAUUCGAAUUUAUCCAUGUAAGUCGACGACAACGGAGGAAUCGGUGGGCCAUCUCCGCGAUUAUUUUCGGGCGUACAGCCGACCGAAGCGAUUGAUCUCGGAUAGGGGUACGUGCUUCACGUCAGAAUCGUUCAGGGAGUUUGUUAGAUCAGAGACAAUCGAGCACAUACUGAUUGCCGUGGGCACCCCGAGAGCGAACGGCCAGGUGGAAAAAUUCAAUAGAGUAAUAGUGCCGAUGCUGGCGAAAUUGAGUGAGACGCCCUCCGGCUGGGACCAUGCAGUAGAGAAAGUUGAAUAUGCUCUAAACAAUACGAUUAGUCGCGCGACGAAUAAUAUACCAUCCCGAUUGUUAUUUGGCCUUGAGCAAAAAGGUCCGUUCAACGACGCCGUGCGCGAGAAGUUGAGUGAGGAUGCCGGACUGGAGCGCGAUCUCGAGUCAAUGCGGGACCGGGCGCGAGCCAGUAUCGAAAGGGCACAGUGCGAGAGUACCGAGCGAUAUAAUCUUAGACGAAAGGCAGCGCGUAGAUAUCAGGUUGGCGAUUACGUGGAGAUCCGAAAUUCUGAGACUGCGGUCGGAAUUAAUAAAAAACUAAUACCCAAAUUUAAGGGCCCUUACGUAGUGAAGAGGGUCUUAGACUUUGAUCGAUACGUUGUAGCGGACAUUGAUGGUUUUCAGCUAACACAGCGACCGUAUACAGGAGUGGUAGCCCCUGAUCAAAUGCGACCGUACCUAAGACCUUGACUGACACAGCGAAUAGCGUGUAUCUAUAUAUAUGUCGAUUUUAGUUAGCAUGACGAAUGUAAUUGUUUGUUAUAUUUAAUGCUGUAAGCAAAGUAAAUUAAUUUCCUCUA
Molecule: messenger RNA, 1394 nt
Organism: Monomorium pharaonis (pharaoh ant)
Lineage: Eukaryota; Metazoa; Arthropoda; Insecta; Hymenoptera; Formicidae
Exons: 1
Coding region: 778-1284 (168 amino acids)
Molecular function (GO): nucleic acid binding
Source: RefSeq, a predicted model, not a curated record